This is a messenger RNA of Chelonoidis abingdonii (Abingdon island giant tortoise), 1819 nucleotides long. RefSeq names its product carbonyl reductase [NADPH] 1-like. Gene Ontology annotation, molecular function: carbonyl reductase (NADPH) activity. NCBI's taxonomy places the organism in Eukaryota, Metazoa, Chordata, Testudines, Testudinidae. The record is from RefSeq and is a predicted model, not a curated record.
CGCCCUCUCGGAGCAACCCUUCUGGGCUGAUGCAUAAACACCCUUGGAUCUUAGCGUAGGAUCUCGAAGCAGCUGAAGAGGCUGAGCUCCGUAUUGCCAGAGUGAACUUAUUUUACCAUCCACUAGCUCGGGAGGAUGUCCAGCACCCCAGUAGCUCUGGUGACCGGGGGCAACAAAGGGAUUGGAUUUGCUAUUGUGCGGGCUCUGUGUAAGCAGUUCACUGGGGAUGUGUACCUGACAGCCCGGGACCAAGGACAGGGUCAGGCUGCGGUGACAAAGCUGCAGGAGGAGGGUCUGAACCCACUUUUCCACCAGCUGGACAUCGACGAUCUACAGAGUAUCCGGACUCUGCGGGACUUCCUGAAGGAGAAAUACGGAGGGCUGAAUGUGCUGGUUAACAACGCAGGGAUUGCUUUCAAAGUUGCUGAUACCACUCCAUUUGCUAUUCAAGCAGAGGUUACAAUGAGGACAAACUUUUUUGCAACAAGGGAUGUCUGCACGGAGUUGCUACCCCUCAUAAAGCCUCAUGGCAGAGUAGUGAAUGUAUCUAGCACCGCAAGUGUAUCAGCUCUGGCAAGAUGUAGCCAGGACCUGCAGCAGAAGUUUCGUAGUGACACAAUCACUGAGGAGGAGCUAGUGAAACUCAUGACAAAGUUUGUGGAGGAUACCAAGAACGGAGUGCAUGAGAAGGAGGGCUGGCCAAAUACUGCUUAUGGUGUGUCCAAAAUUGGAGUGACAGUCUUGUCCAGAAUCCAGGCCCAGAUGUUGAACAAGGAAAGGAAAGCUGAUCGAAUUCUUCUAAAUGCCUGUUGCCCUGGAUGGGUGAGAACCGACAUGGCAGGUCCCAAUGCCACUAAAAGUCCAGAUGAGGGAGCCGAGACUCCAGUUUAUUUAGCCCUUUUAGCCCCUGAUGCUGAUGGGCCUCAUGGGCAGUUCGUUAGUGAAAAGAAAGUGCAAAAGUGGUAAACUUGCCUUGACAAACCUUUAUUUGCAUAUGUGAGAUGCAGUCCAGAAACAAUAUCAGAUAUUACUGAUUUAUUGUGGGUAUCAAUAAUUAAGCAUCUGUAACUGUCUUUGCCAUUUCUAGUAUCUUAUUACAGUUUAUAGAAUACACAUAAGGUUUCUGCUAUUGCAAAAUAAUUGCAGUUUAGAAUAGUACAUUAAUUAAACUGUACCGUAAUUUAGUUUUUAAAAGUAUGAAAAGUGUUGAAAUAAAAAAGUGUACUUUAAUAAGCUAAAACGCAUUUAUUGAUAUUUAUAUUCUCUUUAGUGGAGUGGGAGGAAGGGAAGAGGUCUGUUCUUUUUAGUGAUUUCACGUAGUGUUCCUGGUGAGAUUAUGAUAUCUUACUAUUUGAUCUUAAAAGUAACCAUAUCAGUCUGGAAUAGAAAGUCAUUCCAUUUUAAGUGAGAUGGCAAAGAUGGAUGACUUGGCAAAACCGUUCCUGCAAACCGUUUUAUCCUCAGCCCAGAAGUCCCCAAGAGAUUGCAUAUGCUGUUUAGUUGAAUGCUUCUUCAAACUCUUCAGUAUGUAGGGCCUCAUUCUGCUCCCACUGAAGUCAGCGGAAAAAUCCCAUUGACGUCAAUGAGUAGGAUCCAGCCGGGACACACUUCUUCUGAAGCUAAAGAGUAGUUUGAUAAUUCAUAGUAAAGGCUUGGAGAUACUAGAUCUAUAGUCAGAUUCACCCUGGGAGUAAUUUUUAGGCCAUUGUAAAUUAAAUCACAUUUUGUGUUGUUCUCAUGCCCACAGUGAAUUAAUAAACUCAGAUAGUCCUAGCCUUUUGUCCACAGCUUCAGAAUAAAUGAACCCAGUUCCUAUGGU